Actinia tenebrosa (Australian red waratah sea anemone) is the source of this 1356-nucleotide messenger RNA. RefSeq names its product cell adhesion molecule Dscam1. Gene Ontology annotation, biological process: homophilic cell-cell adhesion. Lineage: Eukaryota; Metazoa; Cnidaria; Anthozoa; Actiniaria; Actiniidae. The record is from RefSeq and is a predicted model, not a curated record. Gene Ontology annotation, cellular component: plasma membrane.
UUUCAUAGAUAAAUAAAUGACUCGUUUCUAUCUUGUAAACAAGGCUUCUGCAAGGCUAUUCACAGUCCAGCAUUUUUACUUGGCGUGUAUGUAAUCCUCCAAGACGAUUCUUAAGUCAGUGCGUUGGUUUAACACACAUGGCAACAGCUGUCGGUAAAMAUGCUCUUACGCCCCCGUACACACCUCUAGCAUGAUCAGCCUUCAUUCGAGAAGCUCCAAGGAUAAGCCAAGGACACGUACCCCAGAUUGAAUGCUUGUGAUAUAAAAGAAACCUAAGUAAUGCUUGGURCUAAAGAAUCAAGAAUGCUACUCUUAGUGUUUUGGAGCUUGCUUCUCUUCAUAGACGUAGAUGUCUCGGCUCGUGGCUCUUCAACAUGCAAGGUCAAAGCGGUUUUUAAGCCGCGAGGUUACUCUAAAUCCCUCCAGGAUACUGGAAUGAAAYCUCAUUAUCURAACUGUAGYGUUGAACRAGGCAAAAUAGCCUCCAAAAUCCUAUGGAAGGUGCAGAAUCAAGUCUUGAAGCAAGCAUUAGGACCAACCAAAUGGUUGGGGCUAACGUUGGACAAGACGAAUGUGAGACGUGUGGGAGACUUAAGCUGUGAAGUGAUCGUAGGAAACGAAAAUCAAUCUUGUGGGUUCGCGCAGGAAGCCCCUCCUCGCAUCACGUCCAGAAAACAUGAAUAUGAAGCAUACGUGGGAACACCUSUAGUCAUACCAUGYCGUGCCACAGGUAGACCACAACCUGAAAUUACCUGGAUAAAAACAACCGUAUCAYUUACCACACAAGACAUGCCGCCGUCAAUCAAACAACUCAGAUCACGUGAUGGCCUCGCUUUGGUGUUCAAGAAAAUAUCCAUGAUGCAUCGCGGUAUUUACAAGUGUCACGCAGUCAAUAGAUUGGGCAAUGAUACGCAUUUUGUCAUAGUUACUCCUCUAUACUACUCGAUUCCUCGUCCUCCUCGUGUAGUUCCACUGCAUCACGUGGUCACUGUUUCAAAAGGUUCCACUGCUGUGUUGGUUUGUUCAGCUAAGUACACACCUCGGCGUUUCACGGCUCUGUUCUGGGACCACCGUGGCACAAGGGUAACCAACACUGCCAGGCAUCACAUCAAAUCACGGUACUCAGAAAGGAUUGUUAAAAUGAAGUACAAGGACGAGAGAGUGGAUAUGUCACUGAGUAUUGGUCACGUGGGGUUUAAAGAUGUUGGGAUGUACACUUGUGGCGUGGUUACAGUUGUAGGACGGCAUGAAGAUCACUUUGCUAAAGRUAGCGUUGCCUAUAAGGGUGGAAGAAGUGAAUGCCGACUUCUAGAUCACUUCCUUCACGACAGGAAAGCCUUGAGUCAACAAUAUUAA